This is a messenger RNA of Zea mays, 1374 nucleotides long. Its product is annotated as transcription factor IND. The coding region runs from base 277 to 1143 and encodes 288 amino acids. NCBI's taxonomy places the organism in Eukaryota, Viridiplantae, Streptophyta, Magnoliopsida, Poales, Poaceae. The record is from RefSeq and is a predicted model, not a curated record. Gene Ontology annotation, biological process: regulation of DNA-templated transcription. Gene Ontology annotation, molecular function: DNA-binding transcription factor activity; protein dimerization activity. The transcript has a single exon.
UCUCCUCGCUCCCCAUUCCCCUCGCUCUCACUUAUGUGACCACUCGUGGGCUCCCUCUCUUCUCUCACUCCAUAAUGUCCCUCCGAGGCGAGACAGCAACAACUGCAGCAUCAUCUGCUAGCAGCGUAGCUAGCUAGGUUUGCAUACAACGACUGCACUUGGGAGCUGAGAGUCUCUGAGAGGAGCUCGUCUAUUACACAGUGUGUGGUCGCUGUACCAAGGCAGGCUGCAAGUGGUCGCCGAGGGCGGCGCUGUGUCCGUGUGUCGGCGGCCGGCAUGAACAACAUUACGCAGCACAACUCGAGCAGCAGCAGCUCAUGGGAUUUGGACAUGAGCCUCGGCACCCAUCACCACCCUCUCCUCUUCGACAGCCACCCCAACCCGGGGCCGCCGCCGCCGCCAUUACCCUUCCACCCCUCCUCCUCCCACCACCCUCCGCCGCAUCCUGCACACCACCAUCCCGGCUUGGGUCCUUCGCUGUCUUCCUCCCUCUUCCCACAACCACCGCACCACCACCAUCAUCGGCUCCACCGCCUCGGCCUCGACAUCGACGACCCUUCCUCCCAAUCCCACGGCCACCGCGGGAACGACGAGCUGGAGGAGGAGAUGCGGAAGCAGCACGAGGCGGCAGCCGAGCACGUGGACGAGGAGCUCGGCGCCAUGAAGGAGAUGAUGUACCGGAUCGCGGCCAUGCAGCCGGUGGACAUCGACCCGGCCACCGUCAAGAAGCCGCGCCGCCGCAACGUACGCAUCAGCGAGGACCCCCAGAGCGUGGUGGCCCGGCACCGGCGCGAGCGGAUUAGCGAGCGCGUCCGCGUCCUGCAGCGGCUCGUGCCCGGCGGCACCAAGAUGGACACCGCCUCCAUGCUCGACGAGGCCAUCCGCUACAUCAAGUUCCUCAAGCGCCAGGUGCAGGAGCUCCAGCACCCGGCGCCCGCGGCCGCCGGAGCAGGAGCCGGGCCCAGCGUCUCGGCCGUGGGCGGCCUGCCGCUCAUUGACUGGGCCGGGCUCGUGAGGCCCGUCGACAUCCACGGGCCGACGUCGCCAUCGUCCUCGUCGUCCAUGGGCGGCGCCGGCGCCCACGCCGCGCUAGGGUUCGGGUUCAGCAGCGCCGGCGGCCAGAGCAGCCAUGGAAUGCACUGAGCGAUCGAGCGAGGAGAGGAAAUUCGAUAGUGGUAGGAGCUUCCUUUCCUUUCCUUAAUUUGUACCGGAUCGGAUUAACUAGCUAGGAAUCAAUAUAGUCUGUCUCUAUCGAUCAAUGGUGGCGUGGUGUGGUGGUGGAUCGAUGGAUUGGUGGAUGGAGAUGAUGAACUAUAGAGAGAUCAGAGGUAAUUUUGAUCUGAUCGUAAUUUAAUCAUUCUGGGUAGCUAGCUA